This is a messenger RNA of Plasmodium vivax (malaria parasite P. vivax), 1312 nucleotides long. RefSeq names its product haloacid dehalogenase, putative. NCBI's taxonomy places the organism in Eukaryota, Apicomplexa, Aconoidasida, Haemosporida, Plasmodiidae. The transcript has a single exon. The record is from RefSeq and is a predicted model, not a curated record. Gene Ontology annotation, molecular function: magnesium ion binding; phosphatase activity. Gene Ontology annotation, cellular component: cytosol. Bases 1 to 879 code for a protein of 292 amino acids.
AUGACGGCGAAAAUGCUGGACAUAGUGGACCAAGCGGGAAAAAGCGUGAGCAGAGAAAACCUGAAGGACGAAAUAAAAAUUCUGUUCACAGACAUAGAUGGGACGCUACUUAACAGUGACCAUAAGCUAUCCCCCCAGAACAUGCAGACGAUAAUAAAGGCGAAAGAAAAGGGCAUAAAAAUUGUGCUGGCAACGGGGAGACCCACAUUCUCCGUACAGGGGGUGAUAGGGGAAGAAUUAAAAAAAAAUGACUUAAAGUUAUUCCCAGGAAUAUACCUAAAUGGAUGCAUAACGUAUGAUGAGAAGGGAGAAAGAAUAAUUGACCACGUCCUUAAUGAUGAGUUAAAAAUGGACAUUUAUAAUUUUUCAAAAAAAGAAAAAUUCGAUCAGUACUGCAUUUGGUAUACUCUCGAAAAAACCUUCUGCUUCACCAUAAAUGAUGAAAUCAGGAGCUACAUGAAUGUAGAGAGUGUUACUCCAGAAAUUAUUAAUGAAGAGACUUUUAAAACGUUGAGGGUGUAUAAAGUGCUCAUGUGUUUAAAUGAGCAAAACGUUUGCUCCGUCUUUCAAUCGUGCAAGGAUCUGUUUGCCCACAAAAUUAAUGUGGCAAAUACGUUCAUGAAUUAUAUAGAAUUAUUUCACCAGAAAACCAAUAAGUUUGAGGGGGUGAAAAAGAUUUGCGAGAGUUAUAACAUCAGUUUGAACAACGCCCUGGUCAUUGGGGAUGGUGAGAACGACAUGGAAAUGCUCGAGGGCGUGCCCACUUCUGUUUCCCCCAGCAAUGCCUCCGAGAAGGUGAAGAGGUGUGCCAAGUAUGUCGGCCCCUCCAACAACGACAGCGUCGUCAGUUACGUGCUGCAGCGGUUUUGCGGGGUGUAGAAGCGCCAUGUGGAGCGGUUUAGCGGUGUGUAUCCGUGUGAAGCGGUUUAACGCUGUUUAGCGCUGCGAACCGAGGCCCUUGCCAGAAGGUUGACCAAGCGGUGAAGCGACGCAUCACGCUCCAGCCGGACUGCUCGCUGCGCAGCUCGAGCAGACCUUGCUCCACGUGCAGCACACCCUCCCACGGAACGAACUGCCCAGCGGCACCCCAAGCUGCGUGCUGCGUUCUCAAUUUUGAAAGGUCCUCCCUUCCCCCUGUCAGAUUGUUUUAAUGUGUUUAAUUAAAUUUUAGCGCUGAUUUUUUCGCCUCCAUUUUUUUGAGCGCGUCGGCGCCGCCCGAGUUUCAUUUCGCCCUAAUUAACUGUUCCUUAAUUAACUCCCCGAGCUGACUACUCCCUAAUUAAUUGCCAUUCAUUUUUGCCCUCGCUGGGCC